Messenger RNA from Chinchilla lanigera (long-tailed chinchilla), 5094 nucleotides. It is a transcript of the gene Hibch, whose product is annotated as 3-hydroxyisobutyryl-CoA hydrolase. Gene Ontology annotation, cellular component: mitochondrion. The coding region runs from base 167 to 1327 and encodes 386 amino acids. Gene Ontology annotation, molecular function: 3-hydroxyisobutyryl-CoA hydrolase activity. The transcript has 14 exons. Gene Ontology annotation, biological process: L-valine catabolic process. NCBI's taxonomy places the organism in Eukaryota, Metazoa, Chordata, Mammalia, Rodentia, Chinchillidae. The record is from RefSeq and is a predicted model, not a curated record.
CCAUUUCCUCCAGCGUUUGUUCUCGCUCCACCCCUCCGCGCCGCUUAGCGGAAAGGCCGGCGCGGGCCGCUCUGGCUGCCCGGAGGACUUGUUCUCUGUGUCCCGCGGUGGGCGGGUCCGACGCGAGCGUCCCGCUGCCCUGAGCGCAGACGGCGUCCUUGGCGCGAUGGGGCGGCGGGCGGCGCUGGGCCUCGCGUCCAGGUUUAGUUUAUUCAAGAGAACCGGCAUCAUCCUGCAGCACUUGCAGGCGUCGAGGUACACUGAGGCAGCCGGAGACGUGCUGUUGGAAAAGAGAGGCUGUGCGGGCGUGAUCACCCUGAACAGACCCAAGCUCCUCAACACGCUCACCCUUCAGAUGGUGCGGCAGAUUUAUCCGCAGCUAAAGAAGUGGGAACAAGAUCCUGAAACUUACCUGAUCAUUAUAAAGGGAGCUGGAGAGAAGGCCUUCUGUGCUGGGGGUGAUGUCAUAGCAAUCUCAGAAGCGGCAAAGGCAAAACAGGAGCUGAUCCGAGUUUUCUUCAGAGAAGAAUAUACGCUGAACAAUGCCAUCGCUUCUUGCCAGAAACCUUAUGUUGCACUUAUUGAUGGCAUUACAAUGGGUGGGGGAGUUGGUGUCUCAGUUCAUGGACAAUUCCGAGUGGCUACUGAAAAGUCUCUUUUUGCAAUGCCAGAAACAAGAAUAGGACUAUUCCCUGAUGUGGGUGGAGGUUAUUUCUUGCCAAGACUUCAAGGAAGACUGGGCUACUUCCUUGGACUGACAGGAUUCAGACUAAAAGGAAGAGAUGUACACAGAGCAGGAAUUGCUACGCACUUCGUAGAUUCUGGAAAGUUGCCCAUGUUAGAGGAAGAUUUGUUAGCCUUGAAGUCUCCUUCCAAAGAAAACAUUGCUGAAGUCCUGGGAACCUACCACGCAGAGUCCAAGAUCGAUCAAGACAAACCUUUUAUACUUGAGGAACAUAUGGACAAAAUAAACAGGUGCUUUUCAGCCAAUACUGUGGAGGAGAUUAUUGAAAACUUACAGCAAGAUGGUUCACCGUUUGCCUUGGAACAGUUGCAGGUGAUUAAUAAAAUGUCUCCAACAUCCUUAAAGAUCACACUAAGGCAACUCACCGAGGGGGCUUCAAAGAGCUUGCAGGAAGUAUUCACCAUGGAAUAUCGGCUGAGUCAGAUGUGUGUGGGUCAUCAUGACUUUCAUGAAGGUGUUAGAGCUGUUUUAAUUGAUAAAGACCAGAGUCCAAGGUGGAAACCGGCUAAUCUAAAAGAAAUGACUGAUGAAGCGUUGGAUAACUAUUUUAAACCACUGGGAAGCAGUGAUUUGAUACUCUGAGGUGACUGUUCUUUCAAAGUACUGCACACAUUUUGGAGCAAGGGUUGGCAAAGUAUAACACAUGGGCCAAACCUGGCCUGCUGUCUGUUUUUAUCUAGCCUGCAAACUAGGAUAGGUUUUCUAUUUUUAAAUGGUUGGGAAAGAAAUCAAGAUUAAUACUUCAUGACUUGUGAACAUUGUAAUAACUGAAAUAUCAGUGUCCAUAAAUUAAUCUUUAUGGAAACAUAGCUGCACCAUCUGCUUUUGUGUUAUCAGUGACUGCUUUGAGUAUUGGCAGCAGGAUGCGUAUCAUCUACAAAGCCUGAAAUCCUUACUGUCUGAGCCUCAUCAGAAGAAAUUUGCCAAACCCUACUUUAGAAGACAGGCCAGCGUGGUGGUGCACACCUGUAAUCCCAGCACUCGAGAGGCUGAGGCAGGAGGAUUGUUGAGAGUUCUAGGCCAGCCUGAACUACCUAGUGAGACCCUGUCUCAAAAAAAGGGAAAAUCCAAAUGUCUCUAGAGAUUAAAUAGCUACCUCUAAUUGAAGUGGGAACCUUGUAUUUAGCUUGCAGUAAUGAUUCAGAUGUUAGUAAAACAAACCUAGGUAUAGAUUUAAAAAAAGAUCUUAAAUUUGGGGGGAGGAUGCUAUAUAAGUGCUCACGGACAUUUCUUCUUUGAGUGUAUUUUAAGGAACAGUUAUUUUAGCAGAUGAGUUCCUUUUAUGAACAUGGGAACUCAUGGGCAAAGACAAGAUGUGUGUAUGAGGUGGUCUCCCGCCCACUGCCUCCACCUCGCCGUCCCUGAGGUAACCAGAGCGCCUUCUCGUGUCGGGAAGAAAAGCAUCAUUCCCUGUUACUUGCGUAUUUGCUGCUAGUGGGGCAUUAACAAACUCCAGGCUCUAAGACACCCUCUGCUUUUUGUAAUUUAAACUUUUAUUUAAAAAUAGUUUAUGGGCCAGGGAUAUAGCUCAGUGGUACAGUGCCUCCCUGGCAAGGAUGAGGUCCUGAUUUGAUUCCCAGUACCAAAUAAUAAUAAUAAUAAUAAUAACAAUGACAACAGUUUAAGAUACCUUCAGUAAUUGGUACUGCUGGCAGGUGUUUUGUAAGUUGUGCUGGAAACUGCAGGUUGUUCGGGCUAAGGAUCUUAAAGUUCUAGGUGAGAAUAACUUUUAUGUCAAAGGUCAGCUCCUUGUUUAUCUGUAAGAUGUUAUAAUACCUCCAUCCCAACCCUCAGAAACCGAGAACUUUGUGUAGGAAUGAAAAGCCAGCAGGAAUGAAAGGCCAGCAGAGGCCUGCAUCCUCCUCAGGGACGCAGAGGUUGCGGCCCAGGAGGUACUGCUUACAUUUUCUUCCAGAAAACUGAGCAACAAAUUUGGAAUGAAGAUGCUAUGAAAUCAGACGUGUUUACAUUUAGAAUUUUAAAACUCUAAAAUUAGACCUAAAUAAUUUUAAAAAUUACACAAAUGGAUGUUGAUUCACUUUACAUUUACAGCAGUACAGAAAAUGGUAAGUCUUUUAUGUUAAAAAUUUGAAAUUAUACAAUGCUGAAAAGAAUUUGCUUCAAGUAAAUAACUCAUAGCUAAUUGCAACUGGAAUUUAUAUUUACAAAAAUGUUUUCACAAAAAUAUUUGGAAAAAUAUUCCACUCCAUAGCAGUUAUGGAAAGGGGAUUUGCCGACAGAGGUUGAGUUUUGGACACAAAGAUGUAGGUGACACUCCUGAAGUGUGCACAUGGCUUAUUUAGUCAUUUAAAGGCAGGGGAGGGCAUCUUGAUGAAAGCAUGUAUUUGUUAGAACUUUGUUUCUAAAUUACUGCUUUCUGACAUUACUUACAAUGUCUAACAUUUGAGCCCUGAAGUUUGGUAAUACAAUAACAUACUUCCACCUCGUCUCAUGAAGUGGCAAUAGUACUGAGGAGGAUGCUAGUUCAGUGCUGAUUUUUUAUACUAAGGCAGUUUGACAUAAGGUAUUUCUUUGGGACUAAAAUGAUAAUAAUCAUUCUUGUCUCCUUCAAAAUUGUGCUACUAGCCAGAGGUGGUUUGCAAACCUGUAAGGCAACUAAAAGUGGAGGCUCAUAGGGCCAGAGGCACGGACCUGAACGGUUGAAGCGUGGGAGGGGCCGCCGCUUGGGGCAGCAGAGGGGAGGCUCGCUGGUGGGGCUGUCGGGGUCUCCAGACGUGAGGAGAAGCUGUUUAUCCCCCGCUUGGCUGUUCCCCAGCUCUACCUGAGCUGCUUGUGCCGGGAGACGCACCAAUUUCCCUUCCCAGUGUCAGUGGCUCUUGCAAGAACCAUGUUAUUGCGCUUCUUUCACUCCUAUUUUUCAUGAAAGAAGGCUGAUUAUCAAAGGUGUUCUCACUGCCAGUGAGGCCAGAUAGUACCCCCAUAACUGUCACGUGCAGUGUUAGUUUUACUUACUCUUCUCCCAUGAGCUUUACCCAUUGACUCACCAAUCAUGCAAGCCUUGUGGUUCCUUGUUCAGGGCUGCUGCUUGGUGAAGGAACUCCUAGCGUUGUCAAGAGAGUGACAGAGAUGAGACUCCUAGGUGUGGACCUGCCAGGCGUUCCUGUUCCACCUCUGGGACACGGGGGCCACAGGGCACACGUGCUCUAAACUCCUCCGAUGGAACCAGAACCCCUUAAUCGUAUUUCUGUCAAAUCUAAAACAAUUUGUGACAUGCUGCUUUAUGGCUUCAUGUUCUCCCUGGAGUAUGUAUUAUUUUAUAUACUUAACUAUCUUUUAAGUGGCAAAUGACCUUGCAGCGAAAUUGUGCUCAUGUGAGAUAUAAAAUGAGUGAAAAAAUCUAGGCUUUUUGUCCAAGUCAUUCAAAUAAACACCUCACAGGCUGUAAAUGUUUUGUGCUUCAGGAAACUUUCUGGCCUUAGCCUGAUGACUGCAGAUCCUCACCUGAGCAGGACGGGGUCUCCUGUUAUACAGGUUUCAAAUACAGCAGAGCAGUGUAAAUUGCAGGGCAAGGCGAAAUUAAAGCUGCAGGAUCCGGUGUCCAAAAGCAACUGAACGGUGCCCCAUGUCACUCACUUCACUGUGGGCUUCAAAGUAUUGUAAGAGUAGAAAUAGUUUUUCUGUUGCUUCCAAGGCCAGAAGCCUUUCUCUACCGUAAGAUUUCAGUGACACUGGUGGAUCAUUAUAUCUUAAUAAAAGGACCUAACACAUAUAGGCUUAGUUUCCAGUCAAGGUCAAUGUGCAGCAAAUCUUGAAAAGGAUGACUAACUGGGGCUGGGGAUUUAGCUCAGCAGCACAGCACCUGCCUGGCAAGCACAAGGUCAUGAGUUCGAUUCUCGGUACCAGAAAAAAAACAACAGAAAAAAAGGAUGACUAACCUGGAGACUUAAUCCUGUCUCAUCUUCUCAAUUAUUUUCCUUCCCUCCUAAAUUUUGUCUUUGAUCUUCAAAUACUUCAUUUUUUUAAAAGUGUGCUAUGACAGUUUUUAAAACUUUAUGAGAAUAUAGUAUAUGGCAAAAAAUGCCCUGUGGGCAUUUGUACCCUAAAAGCAACACACAGAUUCCCCUUGAAGCGGCGUCCUGCCUUGUGUGACACACCUGGAACCCUUGCCUGUGAAGUGAGUGGAGGCUGCCCCACGGGAAACAAUCUGAGACAAGUGGCAUCUCUGAGCCAGGGAAGUAUCAUUUCCAGCUCCCAGUAAUACUAGCUUCUGCUUUCUACCUUGCAGGCUAGGCUUCUGCUACUUUUAAGAUUUACUGAAUUUCUUUUGUAAGAGGCUUUUAAGUUCAUGGUUUCUGAAUUGAAUGCAAUAAACAGUAAUGUCAGAGCUC